UCCUUUGCAGUGAAGAUCAGAGAUCCUGAGGUAAAGAGGCAUCCAUCAAAUCUCCCUCAAGAACUGUUUUUCAGGAGGAUCUGUCAGGAAGUUCUAAAUCAGGACACCUCAGGAGGAAAGGAUAGAAAGAAGUUGACUCUUCCUUAUGGUGGAUCUGAAUCAGUGAUUGAACCUCCAACUCAGGAGGGCCUUGUCUCCUUCGAGGAGGUGGCUGUGUGUUUCUCCGAGGAGGAAUGGUGUGAGCUUGAUCCUGACCAAAAAGCACUGUAUUGGGAAGUCAUGAUGGAAAAUUAUAAGAACGUGAUCGCUCUUGGUAAGGGUUUGCUAUUCUCCAAUCAGAGUGUCAGGAAGAUGUUUU
Messenger RNA from Pseudonaja textilis, 358 nucleotides. NCBI's taxonomy places the organism in Eukaryota, Metazoa, Chordata, Lepidosauria, Squamata, Elapidae. The record is from RefSeq and is a predicted model, not a curated record.